Ostrea edulis (European flat oyster) is the source of this 2096-nucleotide messenger RNA. RefSeq lists its product as uncharacterized. Bases 164 to 1696 code for a protein of 510 amino acids. The transcript has 7 exons. Lineage: Eukaryota; Metazoa; Mollusca; Bivalvia; Ostreida; Ostreidae. The record is from RefSeq and is a predicted model, not a curated record.
AAAUUAGCAGUGUUGAUAGACAUCCGCAUACACUUGUGCAAUUUACAGAAACAUAUCCAGUCAACAAGAGGAAGAUUAAAAUUUAUCAAACGAACACAUCAUUUUCGCAAAAUUGAAAGCAUAUGAAAGCAUAAAAUCGAGUUUGAUACAUUUCGUGUGUGAAAUGAUGGCUUUAAUUGUGGAGAUGUGGUUGUAUUUAACAAUUAUUGGUACCAUAACUGUACCAGUAGUCUGGACAUCCAUUUGUGUAAAUCCAUUUAAAAGAGAAAUGAUUCCAAACACACUGAACGGGGAAAUAGAUUUAAGAAAUUUCAACAAGAUUGUGGAAGACGUGUUGACCAAUAAAACUAUUUCAGAUAAUAGUUUUGUGAGGACGAUGAAUGACUGUAACAAUAAUCCUGCCUGCUAUAUCGAAUUAAAAGUUUACAAGGAGAGUUAUCUAGAACUAUGUGUUACUCCAAGGGACACACAAAGGUAUAAAACCUGCUUUAAAAGGAGUUGUAGCUGUAAUACGUCAAAGAGCAACGAUAAGCUGAAGACUGGAGAUGUAGUCUUCAAAUGCAGUGACGAAAUAUAUAACUAUACAUCGUGUGAAGAGAAUAAUGACCUAGACAAUAACACAAGUAAAUAUCACCAAGGCCUCUCCACUUCCUCAGAUAUGUCAAAUUCAAAUGGUACUAGAAAUGAGCCGAAUCUCUUAACAACAGAAGGAUCGAAGAAAGGAUUCCUCGACGGUGAUUCCUUGUGGUUUACAGCAGGUGUAUUUUUAGGCGGCAUCAUAUUUGGAACAAUCCUCUCUUUGUUUGCCACUCACGUCUGUUGUAGAAGGAAAGUCAUGAAAUUACACAGGAGCACAACGACAUCGACCACCGAGGAGAUCCCUUUAUAUAAUUCAUAUCCGAAAGAGACGGCGGUCUAUGCAGAAAUUCCAGAGCAAAAUCAACUCUGCAGUGUAACAUCUUUUGAAAUAAAUCGCGAAUGUACUUCUUACACACCACCAUACUAUGACAAGGCUACUAACGGGGCGUUAUCACCAAUGAACCAUGAUGAAUAUCUGGAACCCUUGAAAAGAGAUGGAAUAGCGCAGAAUCUGCAGAGUGUUCAAACAGACUCCCCAUGCGUAUCUAAGGCACGGCCGCCGACUGCAAAAAGUGGCAAGGACGAGUACAGUGACCAAAAUACAUAUUGUCACGUGUAUAACCACUUGCAGACAAAUUGGGGAUACCAAGGUCAAUCAGUGAGUUCCCAUGAAAACUAUAUGUCAGCUCAGGAGAUGAGAGGAGGCACCGAUGGCGACCAAAAUCUUCACAUGGAGAAUACCGGCGUCAGUCCGAAUAAUACUGGACUAGGAAACGUUCCGGAAAGUGAUGUACUGAGGAAGGAAAAUACAGGAGACAAAAGUGGACAGUAUCUUUUAUGCAUACCCCAUAGUCUCCCCGUACCCGAUAGUCCCCCUGUAACCGAUCGUCCUCCUGUACCCGAUAGUCCCACUGUAACCGAUAAUCCUCCUGUACACGAUAGUCCCACUGUAACCGAUAAUUCUCCUGUACACGAUAGUCCUCCUGUAGCCGAUAAUCCUCCUUUACUGGAUAGUCCCCCUGUAGCCGAAGGGGAAACUGUAGAGGAAACCAAAGAUGAAGUUGUUACUCAAAAUGGAGGUGACUAUUUUGUGUUGGAGAAAACAUUUUCAACAUAAAGAUUUGAAUUCUUUAUGGCGAUACGAACACAGACAUACGUUUGUGAAUUCUGAUAUUUUUCCCCACAAUGCACAGGUGCAUCUGUUCCAUGUUUCAUCCUAAUGCAUUGAAAGUAAUGAAUUACAGCAACCAAUUGCCAUUGCAAUACACGUUUGAAUCAUGCGUGUAUUUUUCAUUAUCCCAUUCUACCAAUGCCCAAUGAUAAGGAAGGAGAAAAAUCGAAACAGAACGAAAUUGUCUCAUUGAUACAAGGAAUGUGAAUAGUAUGUCGAAAAUAACUGUUGUCAGUGACCAGUGUUGGAGAUGAAAAACAUUUCUUUUUGAAGAAUUUAUCGAUGUGUAAACUUUGGACAUUUUACUCACAAGCUGAAUAAAAUAGCAAAGAAUGUUUAAUUCCUA